UAUACACGAUGCUGUACAAAACGAUCUGUACCGAGUGUUCUAGGGCUUUGAUUCCACGAUAACGAUGGCCGGACCGAGCAAGAAGAAGUCGCGUCAGUCCGGCGCCGGCCUGGCGGGGCUCGCCGCGCGGCUCACCAAGCGCCUCGCCGACGAGAACCCCCGCGCCAACCUCGUCUUCUCCCCACUCUCCAUCUACGCCGCGGUCUCGCUCCUGGCGCCCGGCGCACGGGGAGACACCCUGGACGAGAUCCUCCGCCUCCUCGGCGCCCGGUCCCGCCACGACCUCGAGGAAUCUAUCGCCACCACGGUGGCCGACGCGCUCAAGGACCGAUCCGGUACCGGCGGGCCGAGCGUGGCGUUCGGGUACGGCGUGUGGAACGACAGGACGCGUCCGCUGAAGCCGGCGUACCGAGAGGCUGUCGUCGGCACGUACAGGGCGGAGGCGCGCGCCCUGGACUUCCACGGGAACGCGGAGGACGCGGCGGCGCAGAUCAACGCCUGGGUCACGGACGUCACGAGGAACCUCAUCACCGACGUCGUCUCCGCCAGAUCCUUCACCAUCGAGACCGACGUCGUGCUCGCCAACGCCAUUUACUUCAAGGGCAAGUGGGACCUGCCCUUCUACGAGCAGAACACCAAGGACAGGCCGUUCCACCUGCUCGACGGCGUCGCCAUCGAUGCGCCCUUCAUGGUCAACUCGAGCCGCCACUUCAUCGCCGUGUACGACGGGUUCAAGGUCCUCAAGCUGCGGUAUAAGAUGCAACAACAACAAGAUUAUUACGGACCGUACACUUCUCGGGCGCCCAACUCCAAGAAGGACACGCAAUACUCCAUGUGCAUCUUCCUACCGGACGCGCACGACGGCCUGCGCACCCUCCUCGAUGAGAUAACCUCCCGGCCGGGCUUCGUGUGCGACCACCUGCCGUCGACCACGGUCAAGGUCGGCGAUUUUGGUGUUCCAAAGUUCAAGCUUGAGUUCACGAGCAACGUCAAACAAGUCCUCCAACACCUGGGGCUUGUGCUGCCCUUCGGCAUGGGCGCUGACCUGUCGGACAUGAUGGAGGCCGACGGCAGCCGCUUGCCUUUGCUUGUUCAUGACGUCUUCCACAAGGCUGUCAUCGAGGUCAACGAGGAAGGCACCGUAGCUGCGGCGGUCACCAUAAUGCCGGCGCCUGCUGGAUGUGCGCCGAUGAGGAAGCGGGAGCCGACGGUGGAUUUUGUGGCCGACCAUCCUUUUGCGUAUUUCAUCGUCGAGGAGGCUUCCGGCGCGAUCCUCUUCGCGGGGCAUGUCGUGGACCCUACCGAUGGCAAAGCCCCACCGCAGACAGGAAAGCAUGCAGCCAUGGCUAGAGGACACGAGUUGCUGCCGAAGAUAAGAAACCCCCCAAGGCACUUCGAUAAAGUAGGCCCGCAGAUUCAUUACGUAGGGCUGCCCAUGAGGCCUACCAGCUCCACUGGCCUGGCAGCGCUCGCUGCCCGGCUUGCCGGGUGCCUCGCUGAGAGUAGCGCAAACAAGAACCUCAUCUUCUCGCCAUUGUCCAUCUACACCGCACUUGCGCUCGUUGCCGCCGGCGCCCGGGGUGCUACAUUAGACGAGAUCCUCCGUGUCCUCGGCGUGCAGUCACGGGGCGAGCUCGAGGAGUUGAUCUCGCUCACGUCGGCUGACGCGCUCAAGGACCGGUCUGAAUCCGGCGGCCCGAGCGUGGCCUUCGCGUGCGGCGUGUGGAGUGACCUGACGCUGACGCUGAAACCGACCUUCCGUCAGGCCGUCGUGGGCACAUACAAGGCUGAGGCCAGCGCCGUCGACUUCCGACAUGCACCUGAGGAAGCGCGGGAGCAUAUCAACGCGUGGGCGGCGCAGAAGACGAGGAACCUGAUCGACUCCGUCCUCCCUCCGGGGUCGAUAAAACCGACGACCCCCGUCGUGCUAGGAAACGCCUUGUACUUCAAUGGCUCAUGGGAGGACGAGCCGUUCGACAAGAGGGGCACUAUGCAAAAGCCCUUCCACAAGCUAGAUGGCAGCCACGUCGACGUGCCCUUCAUGCAGAGCCGGAUGUGGCAGUUCGUUGCCGUGCAUAACGGAUUCAAGGUGCUUAAACUCCAGUACAAGAUGGUUGAGAAAGAUCGCGAUGAUCCAUAUGGUCAUCCUCAUGACACAACGCAGUUCUCCAUGUGCAUCUUCCUACCGGAUGCCCACGACGGCCUGCAGGGGCUGGUCCACAUGAUAGCAUCCCAGCCCGGGUUUCUGCACCACCACCUUCCGCAGUGCCGAGUCGGCGUCCGCGAGAUUCGGGUGCCCAAGUUCAAGCUCUCCUUCCACAAGAGUGUGGUCGCCGUCCUCGAUAAGCUGGGUCUCAAGCUGCCCUUCUCCACUCAGGCCGAUUUGUCUGACAUGGUGGAGGACAAUGGCUCUGGACUGCCGAUUAUGGUGGGCGAUAUCAUCCACAAGGCGGUGAUCGAGGUGAAUGAGGAAGGUACCGAAGCCGCAGCCGUCACCAUGGUUAUCACCAAACUAGGACACUCAAGGUGGCAACAUACCCCUCAACUAGAUUUCGUCGCCGAUCAUCCAUUUGCGUUCUACAUAGUGGAAGAGGCGACCGGCGCGGUUGUCUUUGCGGGGCAUGUCCUCGACCCCUCCAAGGAGUAGGAGUUGCUCUUGAUAUUGUGUGGAUGUUGACUAAUUUUCAUCUCACCAAAAUCUGCAUCGAGCUUCAGUUUAUGAUAGUCCAUUUAAUUAGGAGAUGC
Molecule: messenger RNA, 2745 nt
Organism: Lolium perenne
Lineage: Eukaryota; Viridiplantae; Streptophyta; Magnoliopsida; Poales; Poaceae
Molecular function (GO): serine-type endopeptidase inhibitor activity
Source: RefSeq, a predicted model, not a curated record